AUAUUUAUGUCACACUGCGCAGUUAACAAGUGGACUAAGUGGAUUUUGCGGCUAUAAUUUGGAAAGACGUCACUUUCGCGGGGAAACAUCGGAGGAAGGAUUUCGCGCCAACAGAAUGAACUCCAUUAGGAGAAAAAGAUGUCAUCCAUUGCAGGAUGUCAAGUUGCAUAUCAGAUUAAAGUCUGAUAAGGCUGUGAUUGAAGAGCGUUAUAUUAAUGUUUAUAAAGGAAGAGGAGUGUUCAGCACGGUGGACAUUUGCAAAGGAGAUUUUGUAGUAGAAUAUAGGGGUGAACUGUUGUCGGAGAAAGAGAGUUUUGAACGAAAGAAUGGAUAUAGUGAGGCUAAAAGUGUUUUUCUCUAUGAUUUCCAAUGGAAAGGGAAGAACUGGUGACGCAUCUCAAGAGGACAAGUCUUUAGGGAGGCUUGUCAAUGAUGAGCACAGGAAUCCAAACUGUCGAAUGAAAGUAGUAGAUGUUGAAGGAAGUCCACAUCUUUGUCUCUUUGCUGUUAGAGACAUUUUGUCAGGAGAAGAGAUUAAUUAUAAUUAUGGAGAUUCAGAUUGGCCUUGGAGAAGACAGGUGGCUGUAUCAUCCCCACCAAAAGAGAAAAGUGUCCAGAAUGACAGCCAGAUACCCCAGUUGGAGUCUGGCUACAUAGAGGCAAUGGAUGACUCGCACGCCAAAAAAAAUAAGUCGCUAAUGGACAAACAAAUGACCCAGACUAGUGACAGUUUUGGUGAAGUUAUGACUGCGGAGAGAAAACGGAAGACCUCUGUGGCACGAUUACAGAAACUGAAAAGGCACCAUAACAAAUGUCUAGAACACUAUGUGAUGGAAGACAAUGAACGAAGGAGACUUGAAAAAGAACGGACCUUGCUAUUGUGUAAAGUUAGUCAGAUUAAUGAAAAGCUUGAAUCUGGAUCUGGAUUACCUUCUGCCUCUGAUGAAUUUGGUCACCUAUCAGCUGAUCAAGUGGAGAGUAACAGUAAAGGAAGCAUCUCUGAAACGAGUUCACAGAUUGAGGACUCUCCAACGAUGUCAAAAAAAAAAUCGACCCAAGAACCAUUGAUGACUCAUCUAGUUCUGGGGAAGAGGAACCUGACAAACAGAAUGAUGGUCUGUCUGUAGAUUAUAGAUCUUGUGAUGUACAGAAUUUGUCUGUUGACUCUACUCAGUCUCACAGUGAAGGUGUGGAUGUUGGUCGUGGUGGCGGCAAAGCAUCAUCCAAGCGAACAUGGAAUGUUGAGGAAGUAAAAGCUGUUGAGAGACAUAUGAUGAACUUUAUCAGAAUUUGUAGAGUUCCUGGAAAGAAAGAGUGUCUUCAGUGUCUCAAUGCAGAACCUGAAGUUCUUAAAAGCAGAACAUGGACUGGGGUUAAAUUCUACAUAAAAAAUAGAAUAACAGCAUUAAAGAGAAAAUGUAUGAUGUAAUUCAAAGAACAAAAGAGUUUAUGUUAAGGUUGAAAAAUAAUAAUACAGUCUUAUUUUUUUUAGAACAGUAGAGUUGAGAGCUAUACGAAGCUUCAUAUUUUCACUCAGCCCUCACGUCUUUAUAUUUCAAACAGCAGCUAUUUUUUAAAGUUUUAAAAAAAGUUAUGACUGUUUAUGAUUUUGAAAUGUAUAUUCUUAUGUCUUGUUUAAUGAAAGAUGCCAAUUUAUACCUGUGUGUAUAUAUGUAUACCUACAUAUGUACAUAUAGGAUGGAAAAAACAAUAAAUAAAAGUUCUUGUUAGUCACAAGUUUUUGUCCCUAUUUUUGCCCCAACAAAGCAGACCCUCUUCCCCCUCGACACCAAAUUACUCUUACACAUUCUACAGAAGUUCACUUGGCAGGAUUUCCCCCCCGCCCCCAUUGCAAAGGUUGGCUUUACAGCCGAUUAUGGUGUGAUUUUUUUUUUAAAUGUGUAUU
Brienomyrus brachyistius is the source of this 1906-nucleotide messenger RNA. RefSeq lists its product as uncharacterized. NCBI's taxonomy places the organism in Eukaryota, Metazoa, Chordata, Actinopteri, Osteoglossiformes, Mormyridae. Gene Ontology annotation, molecular function: protein binding. The record is from RefSeq and is a predicted model, not a curated record. The coding region runs from base 327 to 1127 and encodes 266 amino acids. The transcript is spliced from 10 exons.